Rhododendron vialii is the source of this 897-nucleotide messenger RNA. RefSeq lists its product as uncharacterized. The transcript has a single exon. Bases 100 to 561 code for a protein of 153 amino acids. Lineage: Eukaryota; Viridiplantae; Streptophyta; Magnoliopsida; Ericales; Ericaceae. The record is from RefSeq and is a predicted model, not a curated record.
CCCCUCCGAUCUAUACGUACACGAAAUAUUCAUUCUCUCUCCCUCUCUCUCUCUCUCUCUCUGUGUCGAUUUCUUCAUUUCUCUCUCUCUCAGCCAUCCAUGGGCAUAUGCAGCUCCUGCGACUCCACGUCGGUGACCACAGCCAAGCUUGUAUUACAUGACGGAAGGCUACUGGAAUAUUCCUACCCCGUAAAGGUAUCCUACAUUCUACAAAAGGACCCGUCCUGCUUCAUUUGUAACUCCGACGAAAUGGACUUCGACGACGUCGUGUCGGCCGUGAGCGACGACGAGGAGCUUCAACUCGGUCAGCUUUACUUCGCGCUCCCGUUGAGUCGGCUGAGACGCCGGCUCCAGGCGGAGGAGAUGGCCGCAUUGGCCGUCAAAGCCAGCUCCGCGUUGAUGAAGAGCGGCGAAAAAUGCCGCCGGCGGCGGCGGCAGCCGUUUUCUCCGAUGGUGAUGGUAAAGCCGCCGUGUAUGGUGGUUGAAGGAGGUGGCGGGGGAGAUCGCGGGAGGAGGAGGAGGCGGAGGUUUACGGCGAAGUUGGGUGCAAUACCGGAGUAGGGGUAGAAGUGGAAACGAAGAUGGGUGGUAUUUUUUGUAAAUAAUAGUAGAAUAGUUCGGGUGCCGAUCGGUCAGGCACUUUUUGGGGAUGUUCUAAUUAAUUCUAAGGGGUGGUUUACCUUUACCAUUGGGCGUUUACCUUUGUUCCGUUUAACCAUUCAAGGGGUUUCUUCCAAUUUUACCCAUGACUGGCUUCGUGUCAUCAUGUGGACCAGUAAAUGUUCAGCAUUUUAUUUUGUAGAAAUACUUUUCUUUUCUUUUUUUUCCGGAAAAUUUUCUUGUACAUAUUUAUUUUUCAAGUCUAGUUCAACGCAGGUUUGCUGUGUUUCUUUUCUA